Molecule: messenger RNA, 1843 nt
Organism: Vanessa tameamea
Lineage: Eukaryota; Metazoa; Arthropoda; Insecta; Lepidoptera; Nymphalidae
Exons: 7
Coding region: 33-1721 (562 amino acids)
Source: RefSeq, a predicted model, not a curated record
CUCAGAUAGUCUUGAUACUUUGACACGCAAGGAUGGCGCGAUCGGCUGCUUUGGGCAUUAUCGGUCUCCUGUCAUCAGUGUUGGCUGCACCAGCACCACAAGUAUGCUCGAUGCUCUCAAACUUGCAGCCUCCCUCAUUGCUACCGAACCCGAAUGCUAAUUCAAAUCUCUAUAUCCCGAUAAUUCAGCCCAAUCCCAACGACGAUGGAGCCAUCAAAGUUAUUAUUCAAAAAGAUAACGUGCCAGAAAGACUGCAAGCUGCUGGUUUCCGGACCUACCCAGUACCAGGCGGAAGUUUUUACAUUCGUCCGAACCCUGAUAUUACCAUUCAACCUCGUCCAAUUGUUAUCAGACCUCCUCAUUUGAAACCAAUCCAACCAUGUCCAGUAGAGGUCCAGCCACCUCCCCUCGCACCAAUAACGCCGCCCCCGAUGACAAUCCGACCACCGCGGUUACGGCCAAUAAAUGUACCACCAAUAUGCGUGAGGCCCAAGCCUUUGGGACUAAUCACGCCGCCGGCUAUCAUGGUCAAACCGCCUUGUCAACAGCCAAUACAACCACCAGCUAUAUUGAUACGUCAGCCGGAGCUACCGUUGAUAACUCCGUCACAAAUAGUGGUGAGACCACCAUCGCCAGCAAAUGUUCAACCACCGACGAUUUGUUUCAAGACAUCAGCCUUGACGAAGGGUAAUGACUGUCCAUACCCUCAACCCGUAUAUCCUUCGAAUAGCUGUUCGUGUUCCAAUUACAACGUUCCGACGGUACCGUCAGACGGCAGAAUGGCAACGGUGACUGUUAUUUGGUUGACGGGUCUUCUCCUGGGUUCAGUUUUCAGUCAACCGCUUCCUAACCCCCAAUACAUAUGCCUCGACUCGUAUAAUAAUCCAGAUCCAUGUCAAAUACCGAUUCCACCGUGCCAGCCUCCACCGUGCCCGCCUCCGCCAUGUCCACCACCACCUUGCCCUGAUCCUUGCCAGAACCCUUGUCCUUGUCCUAAUCCUAACCCACCUUGCAUCAACGUUCCCCCACCUUGUCCUGAACCUAUUCCACCAUGCCCCAACCCAAUCCCACCAUGCGAAAAUCCUGCCCCAUACAAUGACAAUCCAUGUAAUUGUGAAUCGGAUCAAUUGAUAUCUGGAUUUGAUCAAUUUCAAAAUGUGAUUCAACUGAGACCAUGUAACCCAAAUGAACCAGCUGUGAAUUACAUCUACGGUCAAGCUCCUCAGGGAUCGGUUUUAAUAAAACCUGGUCUAAUUCGUUUCCCACCACCUAAACCUAUAAUUGUGAAGCCGGGAACCGUCAAGCCACCAGCACUGCCUAUUAUAUGGGUCAAGCCAGCUGCGAUACGACCUCCGGCGCUCGCCCCGAUACGCGUCCAACCUCCACCGGUUCAACCACCAACUCCUCCGUCGAUAAUGGUCCGGCCACAGCCCGUGUGGCCCCCAAACCCGGAACCAAUCAUUGUCAGGCCACCCCCUGUAAAUCCGCCCACAAUACCGAGGAUUAAGGUAACCCCAUCGAGGAUCCAGCCUCCACCACCUGAUAUGCUCAUCGUUCAGCCCCAGAAAAUAAUCGUUACCCAACCCCCAACAAUCUGCUUCAAGCCUUCACCCCCUUGCUUUAGAACGUGCGGAUGCGCAAGCGUUUCCAUAUUCAAACCUUAUGCCAACCCCAUGCCGCCCUGCCCUCCACCAUCCCCUUGUGGGUGUCCUGGCACUUAAAACGUUUGACCCCCAAUGUAUUUGGUUUAUUAUAUUAAUAUGUAAUCAUGUAUAGUAUUAUAAUUAUUAAGGCGACAUUUGCAAAUUAUUUGAACGAACGAAAAAUACAAAUAACUGAAUGU